Molecule: messenger RNA, 2785 nt
Organism: Balearica regulorum gibbericeps (East African grey crowned-crane)
Lineage: Eukaryota; Metazoa; Chordata; Aves; Gruiformes; Gruidae
Source: RefSeq, a predicted model, not a curated record
GUGCUUCAUGAGACCAUUUUCUUUGUUUAUAGAUGAGGUCUUGUCUGAAAACUUUUUGGACUACAAGAACCGUGGUGUCAAUGGCUCUCACCGUGGUCAGAUUAUCUGGAAGAUUGAUGCCAGCUCUUACUUUGUGGAGCCUGAAACAAAGAUCUGCUUCAAAUACUACCAUGGCGUGAGCGGGGCGCUACGAGCCACAACUCCGAGUGUCACAGUGAAAAACAAUGCGGCUCCCAUUUUUAAAAGCAUCACCAAUGAAGAUUCAAUCCAGGGACAAGGAAGUCGGAGACUGAUAAGUUUUUCAUUGUCAGAUUUCCAGGCUUUUGGUCUGAAGAAAGGAAUGUUCUUCAAUCCAGAUCCUUAUCUGAAGAUUUCCAUCCAGCCUGGAAAACAUAGCAUCUUCCCAGCACUUCCUCAUCAUGGACAGGAGAAGAGGUCUAAGAUCAUGUGUAAUACUGUUAACCCAAUCUGGCAAGGAGAGCUAUUCAGCUUUGUCUCCCUGCCCACGGAUGUCCUGGAGAUAGAAGUUAAAGACAAAUUUGCAAAGAGCCGACCGAUCAUCAAGCGUUUCCUGGGAAAACUCUCUAUGCCGGUUCAACGUCUCUUGGAAAGACAUGCCAUAGGGGACAGAGUUGUAAGCUACACUCUGGGUCGCAGGCUUCCUACAGAUCAUGUCAGUGGCCAGCUGCAGUUCCGAUUUGAGAUAACUUCUUCCAUCCAUCCAGAUGAUGAAGAGGUCUCCAUUAGUGCUGAUCCUGAGCCAGCUGACCUCCAGGAAAGCCCUGUGAACAACCCCACAGAGGAAAGCCUCGGUGAGCCUCCAUGCAUCAACACAGUGACCUCAGAAAGUACAGCUCCAGAACAGCUAAAUGGAUACAGUGUGAACAGUGUCGAUAGCCCAGGGGCUGUCAAACCACCUGGGGAAGUCAACCAGAACAGCUUAAAUGAAGAGCUAGCAGGAGAUGGGGAGGUUGAUGCGGUACCAGUUCCUGAGCCCUUGGAAUCCAUCCCAGGAGAAGUGCUGCCUUCUUUAAUCGCUACGGACCUCACGGAGCAGCCGGCUCUGCUGGCUUGCAUGUCUCCUCCCGAGACUGAAGUUAGGGAAAAUAACAAAGUCAAUUCUGGUACUCAGGGAGAUGAUGGAGUCUUGACCAGCAUAGAAACGUUAGAUAUUGAUGAGGUGAGUGCAGAUGUGCAUGCUGGCAAGGACCUAGAGAAGAGUCAGGAUGAAGAAGGGGCUUCAGCCCAGGAGGAGGAAGACAACAAGCUACAAUUGAGGACCACAGCAAAGAGGAAAAACAGGCCAUGCUCCCUGCCUGUGUCUGAACUUGAGACAGUCAUAGCUUCAGCUUGUGGUGAGCCAGAGACCCCUCGCACGCACUACAUACGGAUCCACAACCUGCUCCACAGCCUGCCCUCGGCACAGAUGAGCAGCGAUGGGGAAGAAGAGCAAGAUGGUGGUAAUGGUGGGGAGAAUGAUGAGGAGUCUACAGUCAAGGAGGCGUUGGAGAAGGAGGUGGUCAGUGAGAGUGAGACAGUGGCAGCAGAGCCUCCUCUUGAAAAUGAGGCUGAAGAGAACUUCAGCCAGAGCACAGUGCCUCCUGGAACCUUGGAUGAGCAACUUGCAGACUUAAAUGAUGGGCUUUUGGAUGGGGAACACCCCAGGACAGGAAGUGAGAGCGAGUCGAGCUCCAGGCCCAACGGUGACAACGAAUGUGAGGCCUGCGACACCUCUUGCUACAGCCCCUCUUGCUACAGCACUUCCUGCUACAGUACCUCCUGCUACAGCACUUCUUGCUACAGCACCUCCUGUUAUGACAGUAACAAUCGCUUCUCCAGCCAUACCCGCUUCUCCUCUGUCGACAGUGCAAAGAUUUCUGAGAGCACGGUCUUUUCCUCACAGGAUGAUGAGGAGGAGGAGAACAGUGCUUUUGAGUCAGUGCCAGAUUCAGUACAGAGCCCUGAGCUGGACAGGGAGCAAGUGGAUGGCUCCUCCCAGUGGCCAGAUGAACUAGUAGCUCAUGGUGGGAAUCCACAAAGAGCCACAGAAAGUCUAGACACCCCAAUAGCAGGUCCAAGCAGCAGAAGAGAAGGUGAUUGUCCUUUACUCCAUAAUUCUCAGCCAGUCAGCCAGCUUCCUUCUCUGAGGCCUGACCAUCAUCACUACCCAACUAUCGAUGAGCCUCUUCCACCAAAUUGGGAAGCUCGGAUAGACAGCCACGGGAGGGUAUUCUACGUUGAUCAUGUCAACCGAACCACCACGUGGCAGCGCCCCACAGCCGCAGCAACGCCAGAUGGGAUCCACAGGUCUGGCUCCAUCCAGCAAAUGGAGCAGCUGAACCGGCGAUACCAAAAUAUCCAGCGAACUAUUGCAACAGAGCGGACUGAAGAUGAUGCUGUAGUAAAUAACAGGGUGGAGAGAGUUCCUACCGGAGGAGGGAGUGACUCUGAGGCAGAGCCUUCCCAGCCAAGCUCAGAGAUUAGGAGAGAAGGUUCCCUUUCUCCUGUGAAUUCUCAAAAAAUCACCUUGUUGCUGCAGUCUCCAGCUGUGAAGUUCAUCACCAAUCCUGAGUUCUUCACUGUGCUGCAUGCAAACUAUAGUGCCUAUCGAGUCUUCACUAACAGUACCUGCUUGAAGCAUAUGAUUCUGAAGAUCCGUAGAGAUGCUCGUAAUUUUGAGCGCUAUCAGCACAACAGAGACCUGGUCAAUUUUAUCAACAUGUUUGCUGAUACCCGACUGGAGCUUCCUCGUGGCUGGGAAAUAAAAACUGACCAGCAGGGCAAG